This is a messenger RNA of Onychostoma macrolepis, 4677 nucleotides long. RefSeq names its product MLLT3 super elongation complex subunit (gene mllt3). Lineage: Eukaryota; Metazoa; Chordata; Actinopteri; Cypriniformes; Cyprinidae. The transcript has 13 exons. The record is from RefSeq and is a predicted model, not a curated record. Gene Ontology annotation, biological process: regulation of DNA-templated transcription. Bases 212 to 1963 code for a protein of 583 amino acids. Gene Ontology annotation, cellular component: super elongation complex.
GCUGCCAUUGGCUCGUCUCGUGCGCCGCACAGACUGCGACUGGACUGCACGAGCUGGCACUCACGCGCAUGCGUCUCACUUUACUCCUCAGCCUUUGAAAACUCAGAGAGCUCAAUUAAAAGACCAUGUCCGCCAUCGGGCGUCAACAGUCCUCGGUGUCCUUAUUUAAACCAAAUUCUCCAUGAAAUAGCAUUAUCCCGUGGCCUCAACAAUGGCCAGUUCGGGUGCCGUUCAGGUGAAACUGGAACUCGGUCAUCGUGCCCAGGUCCGAAAGAAACCCACCGUGGAAGGUUUUACGCACGACUGGAUGGUGUUUGUCCGCGGACCGGAGCACAGCAACAUUCAGCAUUUUGUGGAGAAAGUCGUAUUUCAUCUACACGAAAGUUUCCCGAGACCAAAAAGAGUGUGCAAGGAUCCACCAUAUAAAGUUGAAGAGUCUGGAUACGCUGGGUUUAUCUUGCCUAUUGAAGUUUACUUUAAAAAUAAGGAAGAACCAAAAAAAGUGCGCUUUGACUACGAUUUGUUCCUGCACUUGGAGGGUCACCCACCUGUCAAUCAUCUCCGCUGUGAAAAGCUCACGUUCAAUAACCCUACUGAAGAGUUCCGCAGGAAGCUGCUCAAGGCUGGAGGGCAACGGGAUCCUCACAAAAGAUCUUCAGAGGACUCUAAAGUAAUGGUAAUGCAGGAGGGCUCUACUUCUCUGUUUGGGCAGCAUCUAAAGCUGCCCACAUUACCCAGCAGCUCAUUAACAUUGACCUUCUCUGAUGUGAAAAAGAGCAAGUCUUUCCCAGGGUCAAAGGACGGGUCCAAAAGCAGCAGUGCUCUUACAACCACAAACAACAUCAGCAGCAGCUCCCUCAAGCUCCACAAACCAUCUAAGGACCAUAAGGACAAGCCUUCCAAAGACUCAAAAGAGUCCAAAAGUGCCUUCAGAGAUUUCAGCAAGGACUCUGGAAAACCCUCUAAAGAUUCUAAAAAACCCAAAGAGAAUCAACCAAUUCAGGAAGAUCGGCCCGUUCCCCAAAUGGGAUUCAAGGAGCCGAAGACCACGUCGAAAGAGCAACGGUCAUCGGAGGCUAGCUUCUCAAGCUUGGGACAAAGUAAACGGCGGCCAGUGUUGGACAGUGAAGGCCAUGUUACCAAAAAACGGAAAAGCAGUUUUUCAGAGAGCUCGCAAAAGCAGCAAGCGUGUCCUACGUUGCUACAGCACCACCAUUCGGAUAAAAAGGUUUUGAAAGACAAGCCACAAAUUCGGCCUAGUAGGUUGCAAAACACUGAACUUUCAGAGAAGAGAAAACCGUCAGCGUUACCGCCCUUCCAGGAUGUAUUGGAUCCGAAUGACUCGGACAUGGACGACAACACGUUCACAAGAUCAGAUUCGGAUCAGCCCAGUCCGGCCAGCUCCAGUUCCAGUUCGAGCUCCAGCUUUGGACGUGCACACAAGCGGCAAGUGUUGGGUCCUUUGCGGUCGGUGAUCCCAGAUUUGCACUCCGAUGAAAACGAAGAAGAUUCUGAAGAGGAGGACGAUAAUGACAUGGACUCGGACAUGGAGCGACCGUUACACACGCAAAUGACACAUCGCCACCGCAGGGUGAGUUUAAGUGACGGCAGUGACAGUGAAAAUAGCUCUGCCUCUUCACCACUGCCCCAUAAUGACCCCCAACCUCUACUGAAAACCGCCAAUAACCAGAUACUCGAAGUGAAGAGUCCUAUGAAACAAUCUAAGAUGGACAAAAAUAAAAACAUUGACUGUGACAAGGCAUACUUGGAUGAGCUGGUUGAGCUUCACAGAAGACUAAUGGCACUAAGGGAAAGGCACAUAUUACAGCAGAUUGUGAACCUUAUUGAGGAAACGGGACACUUUCACAUCACAAACACAACUUUUGACUUUGACCUCUGCUCUCUGGACAAAACCACAGUUCGGAAGCUGCAAAGCUACCUUGAGACUUCUGGAUCGUCUUGAAGACUUGUGCAGCUGGCUGCAACGAGGAGGAAAAUAACACCUCCCUUUUGCCCUCCUUUUGUUUUUCUCCUAUACUGAAACUUGUAAGGCAAUGGAAAGGAUCCACUUUCAUUCCAGAGCUCCUCUCGUCUCUCGAAAGGCCUCAGAAAUUGACAGCAUUAUUACACGAGUCUGGAGAUUCUUACGCUCCACCUGGUCUUCACCUAAAAAGCCUUGAUAAUCCGACAUUGCCAAAAAAUGUUCUUGCUCCAAAAAAAAAAAAACAUUUGUGUAUAUUGUAUGAAUGUUUGAUAAGUUCUUUGUGACGAAUGCAUGUUUCAACACUGCCUUACCACAUUGUCUAUUUAUUGAGUAUGAGUUUCAAGUGUGUGUGUGUGUAAGUGAAAAUGAUAUUAAACUUGUGCAAGCACUUGGGAACAUCAUCUCAUCGGCAAUGAAACAUCUCCUAACGUUCACUCUUUUUUAUGAACCAUAAGCAAUGUUUUUCAUGCUGUACAUCAUGUAAAAUGAACGGUUUCAGAUUAUGCUGGACGGAGGAAGACUUUUAGCCCUAUUAAUGAAUUGCACAUUAUCUGCAAACUGUUUCUAAAAUGUUGCCCUGUAAAAUAAUUCAUAAUAUUAUAAUGGUUUUCAGUGUAUAAUUUGAAAGAAGAUCUUAAGCGAAUCCAGUGACUUCUAUCCCAAAUGUUUCUUAAAGCUGUUUCAGUAGGAAAGUGUAUUGUUGAAUCAAAUGUUAUUUAUUGUUUUUGGGGACCACAGUUCCCAAGGCUGUUCAUUGGUUGUCCCCAAACCAGUGGGAGGAAGCCAAGUCUUAAUUGUAGUUUGGGAGUUCUUUGUUAAACUGAGGAAAUCAAGAACUAAUCGAAGUUUACUUUUCAGUUCCAUUGUUUUUUGUUUUUAAUUAGAUUAUUUGAUAGAGGCCAAUAUGAGCAGAUUGUGCAGUUGAGCUGUAGCCCUCAAGCUCUGCUUUGUGCAAAAGCAACGUAGUUCACUUUUCAUAACCUUAUAAUGUUGAAUCAGAUGAGCCAGCCAGAAAUAUAGAUACAUUGGGAGACGCGGUGAUGGUGGUGGUGGGGUUGAGAAAGGUUCAGACUGAAUAAUUGGCACUGUGUGAAGUGUUUGAAUUUAGCAGAAAAGAAAAUUUGAUCUUUUUUAUUUUUUAUCGUUUUUGCUGAAUGAAAAUCAUGCCUUGUACACUUUAUUAUUGUUUAUUUCCCAGGUUCAUUUUCUCAGCCCAAAGAGCUUUUAGUUUAGUUAUCAUUAUAUAAUGUUUAUAUGUGUAUAUAAACUUUAUAUGUGAUAAAAAAAAAAUUAAAAAAAAGUGAUUAUCUUUCCUUUCUUGGAAGGCGCUGACUUGCUUCCAGUUGAAAGUUCUUGAUCAUAAUAUAAAUUCAAAACAGAGUCGUUGUGGAUGUGUAGUUACUGACCAAUGAACUUUUUAAUCAUUGAUGUUAGAAAUGCUUUUUGUUUUUGUUUAAUGGAUGGGAAUAGCUGGUGAAUAUACAAUCAUCUGAAUAUCCCUUGUGCUGUGCUGAAAAUCUUUUACUUAACAAGAAUGACCAGCCUUUUAAAAUUUGCUUGUAAUUCUCCAUAAUACAAUAUUAUCAUCAAAUCUUGGAUGCAGUUUAGUUUUUGAGUGGAAAAAAAGCAUUAUUUGUGGGUGGAUAAUUUUAGGAUAGCAAUAUCUGAUUUGAUCUGGGCUUAUGAACAUAUUAUUCACUCAAAAACUAAGGUGCAUAAGCUCAGAUCAGUGAGACCUUUGAUCAGUCAGUUCCAAAAGUAAUAUAUAACUUGUGGUAAUUGAAAGGGAAAAAAAAAAAUGCUAAAAAGAUUAAAUCCAAUAUUUGCUAAUAAUAUAGCAAAAUUAGAAAUUUAUAAGCAAUUUUUUUGUAUGCCGGUCAUUUUUUUACCAGGAAAACCACAAGUGCAAUAAUGUGGCGAAAAAAUGUAGUACAAAAUGUAUAAAUUUUGGAUGGGAAGUUGUUAUACCAUGUGUCAGCAAUGUAUGAGCCUGUAAGUUUAAGUCUAAUGCAAUAACAUUAAUAUUAACUAACAAUUUUGUGGGGGAGGGGGAAAAUCCUCUACAUGUCUAGGCUAGAACACAACAUAAGGAUUAAACUUUAAAAUAUAUCAAUCUAAAGUAAGAUAAUUUGGGCCCUUUUAUCAUAGAAAUGAAUAGCAAUUAUUUGUCAAUUAAUGCUAGGAAGAUUAAAGAACACAGUGAGUUUCCUACCUUCCUCUUUCCUUUAUGCAGAGUACAUUUUAAAGGGGUCAUGAACUGAGAAAUCAAAAUUCCCUUGAUCUUUUGACAUACUGUAUAAGAGGUUGUACUAUAAAAAGAUCCUGUACGUUUCAGAACUCAAAACUUUCUCAUUAGUCUAAAAAACGCUUAUAUUGAAGCCAAUAUGAAAAAACAUCAGUUUGUGGAAUGUGCCACUUUAUGACGUAAUAGUGUGGCUAAGCACCGCCUUCGCAGAAGAAGAUCAACACCUGCUUCUACAUCACUGCCUGUUUAGCCCCGCCCACCAAUUCACGCACAUAGUGUAAAUAAUGAGAGAGGCAAACACGGGUCUAGGCAGAAACCAAACAAUAAAGAUGGACAAAACAGGUCAGAAAAUAGCCUAUUACUUCUAAAAUAUGUUUUUUUGAUGUAAAAAUCUUAAUAACAUUAUAAGUGGACCUCAGAGAACAGUAAUAAAAAUCAUAACAUUUCA